Messenger RNA from Pipistrellus kuhlii (Kuhl's pipistrelle), 1366 nucleotides. RefSeq names its product succinate dehydrogenase [ubiquinone] cytochrome b small subunit, mitochondrial-like. The transcript has a single exon. Gene Ontology annotation, biological process: mitochondrial electron transport, succinate to ubiquinone; tricarboxylic acid cycle. Bases 104 to 583 code for a protein of 159 amino acids. Gene Ontology annotation, molecular function: ubiquinone binding; heme binding. NCBI's taxonomy places the organism in Eukaryota, Metazoa, Chordata, Mammalia, Chiroptera, Vespertilionidae. The record is from RefSeq and is a predicted model, not a curated record. Gene Ontology annotation, cellular component: mitochondrial envelope; membrane.
UCCGUUUCACCAACGGUUUUCCUUGUUUUCUUUGGCGUCGUGGCAGGAGGUGCCCUGGGACUGUUUUGGGGUUGCUGGGUGACCUUGAACCUUCCGGAGCGAGAUGGCGGGUGUGUGGAGGCUGAGUGCCCGCUGCGGAGUCCAUGGCGGCCGGGCUCUCCUCCUCCGAACCCCGGCGGUCAGGCCUGCUCACCUCGCAGCCUUUCUCCAGGCCCGACCCGCCCCGGGGCGGCGCGGAGCACAGCGCAUCCACCUGUUCCCCGGCCGCCCUGGCGGCUCCAAGGCUGCGUCUCUCCGCUGGGCCAGUGAGAGGGCGGCCAGUGCUCUGCUCCUGGGCCUCCUUCCCGCGGCCUAUCUGUUUCCUUGUCCUGUGGUGGACUACUCCCUGGCCGCCGUGCUCUCCCUCCACAGCCACUGGGGCCUGGAGGAAGUUGUCACUGACUACGUUCGCAGGGACGCACUGCAGAAAGCCGCCAAGGCGGGCCUCUUGGCCCUCUCGGCUGUCACCUUUUCUGGGCUUUGUUAUUUCAACUAUCACGACGUGGGCAUCUGCAAAGCUGUUGCCAUGCUAUGGAAGCUCUGACCUUCUUGACUUAAUAUGUUAAAAAUGGAUUGUACACCUCUUUGCCUCUGCUCUGUCACGCCAUUCAUCUCACAAUAAAGAGGAAAUAACUGAUGAGUCCGUUGAUGAGAUAAGUCUCUUCUCCUAAUCACCUGGCUAGUUGUAGAAUGUAAUCUGUGAGGAAAUGGUUUGAGAGGAAUUGUAUCCAAGACAUUGUGAGACAAAAGUUCCACAUUCUGGCGAGUGAAUGAGCUUGUCCUCCAGCUUCUCAAGACUCACAAUGUAACUGAACAUUAUAUAUGAGCUUUCGCAUUUUUAUCAAACUCUUAAAGGGAAUUCAGCCUUAUUACUGUCAAUACCUAACCAAACUUCUUCUAUAGUUGCCCUAAGAAUUGUGGAGAGAGGAAAAGCUAUUAAUUCAUAAGUAAAGACUGCAGAAACUUAGUCAGCACUUAAUGUUUGAAAACUUUACCCCUUUGUUAAGUUGAUACCAGUCACUGGUGGUUAUAUGUCUUUAUUUGUCUUAAAGUUAGGAAUUGCUAUUACUAUCAGGAUACUUCACAUUUCUAAUUUCUAUAUCCUGGUAAAAAGAGCCUGAGAACUUCUGAAUAUAGAGAAGUUUGAUGCAGAGGGAAGAGAUACCCCUGUAAAGGUAUCAAAAUAUUACAUGUUCUAAACUGAGACUUAACUCCUCAAAUAUGUUAAUUUUAUUUGUUCCAAAAUAAUAUCCACAAAUAUAAAACUUUAAAUAGUCAAUUGUUAUUUUUCCCAAUGUGAGAAUCUCAAUUGUGAAAUGUAUUCUGU